AUGGAUACGGCUCGAGGAAACUACUCUAGCCUUGGGGCCAUGACGGUCACAGGAAUUCGGCAUUGUGGCUGGCUUGACGCUACUUUGUAUGAGCUGGCACAGGAGCUUCGUGAACAUUGUCCACUAGCCCGACGGCGUGGUGCUCGUCUCGUCUUCACCAGUGUUUCUCCCGAUGAGCGUAGCACCAUGGGUGCCUAUAAACGCCGCCAACUAGGUCUUGUGAUAACGGGCAGUGGACCUGUUGUAAUUAAAAGCAACGGCGAGACUGAUGGUACUGCAAAUGAACGUCCGCUCGAUGAGCCAUUUGGGUCAAUCAAUGGCAGUGCCUUAGCCACCACAGCCGGCGAGCAUGAGGUAGCCACGAAGCUCUCCAAACUGGAAGAAAAGGCUCUGCCAGCAGAUGCUGGACUCAGAGACUGGAAGCCACCUCUAGACGACGCUGGUGUCACCUUGCUUGGGAAAGGCUUUCAGAUCGGCGAUUACAUUGACGUUGCUAUUUCGGAGCCAAUACCCAAUAAUUUCGGCGGUCUUGCCUCAGUCGAAGCGCGAGGUCCUUCGCGCCGACUCGCUGUGAAUGCAUUGGCAACUCUAAGUGCAGGAUCAAACUUUGGCGUAGGAAACCGGAUGGAAGCUCGUCUUGGAAAUGUCGCUGUUGGCGCCUCUAAUCCAAUAAAUUCAGCGCAGUUCGGAGGUCCCGUUGCCAACCGAGUUCGAGGGGUCUAUUAA
Molecule: messenger RNA, 726 nt
Organism: Protopolystoma xenopodis
Lineage: Eukaryota; Metazoa; Platyhelminthes; Monogenea; Polystomatidea; Polystomatidae
Source: the annotation of a GenBank genome assembly